This is a messenger RNA of Lasiosphaeria miniovina, 1560 nucleotides long. RefSeq lists its product as uncharacterized. Bases 1 to 1560 code for a protein of 519 amino acids. The record is from RefSeq and is a predicted model, not a curated record. The transcript has 11 exons. Lineage: Eukaryota; Fungi; Ascomycota; Sordariomycetes; Sordariales; Lasiosphaeriaceae.
AUGGUAAUUAGGACGGAGCCGAGUCUGAGCCGGGUUGAGCAACGGCACGCGAGCCUGAGCCGGGUUGAGCAAUGGCACGUGAGCGAGGCCCUGAUCGAAGCCAAACUGGGCCUGGUGUACAGGUCGAUCUUCGAGGCAACGACGGGCAUCGUGUUCCUCGCCACGCCGCACCGGGGGUCCUCAGCGGCGGCAAACCUAGGCGCCGUCGCCGCGGGCAUCGCGCGCUACACUAUGGUGGUGAGCUUCAACGUAAGGCUAAUCCGCAGGCUCGAGAGCCGCAACAACUACCUCGUCGUGAAGUCACACCACUUCUCCGAGAUCUACUCGCGCUUCAACAUCUACACCAUCUAUAAGAUGGUCAGGAUUGGUCGUAUUAUGCCGUGGCGUGUUCCAAAAGACUCGGCCGUCAUGAACCUGCCCAACGAAACACACAUACCCCUGAAUGGAGGCCACCGGAGCGUUGCGCAGAUGGCAGAUCCUGGACGCGGAGGCAGUCAGAUAUUUUACAGGGCCGUGUGUGAGCUCGUGACCCAGACAGUUCCCGUCAGGGGCAAGCUAAUGUUUGUUUCUCGACCACAGGCGAAUCGAUCGAGCCGGCUCUACGUGUUCCCGAGGGCUUCGCGAUGGUACCGUCCCAGCACCGUCGUCGGGAUGCAGCGGCCGAACAAGACGGUCCAGGCCCCUUGGUACACGGACGGCAUCACGCCAACGCAGGACUACCUCUACGUGCACGGCGGGCGGGCGCCGGCACCCCCGGGCCAGCGGUGGCUGGACGGCGUAGCAGUAGCGCCGCGGGUAGUGCGGCAGUUCGUCGCCGGCUGCACGACUCACCCGAGUAGAUCGAGGCACAGUACCCGCUCAAGCGCCUCGAAGCCCCCGCGGACCUGGCCAUCCCCCCCCGACACGCGCAUGCACCCCCGCGAGCGCACGCUCCGCGACAAGCUCGACUGGGCGUCGGCAGCCAACAGGAAGCAGAGGACAGUCGAGCUGCAGGUCUGGCCAGCUAUGGACCAUCAAGUUGCCGGCUUCGUCGUCUUCGUACGACCCCGUGAUGACGACACUCGGCAGCGCCAACAUCCGCCGCGGCGGCCAGCAGCGGUGCCGCCGCCGCCGCUAUCGCGGUACUCGCCGCUCGCAGAUGACAUGGACGCCGUGCCGCCGUCCCAGGACGUGGGCGCCGGUGCGCGCAUCCGCCAUCACAUUGUGCCCUACGACGGGGACGCACAGUCGUGGAACGUCGACGGCGCCGUCCUCGUCAACGUUCACGUCGCCCGCGCUAACCGGUUCGCGCGCGCCGCCGGCCUAGCGCUGCCGCAGCCUGUCUUGUUUGCUGCCGCCGACGAGGAUGCGAUUUUGGACAGGGUGCGCGGCGUUGGUGGUGUGGGCGAGAUGAUGGCUCGAGCAGGCUUGGGGGUUUGGGCUUGCGAGGAUCCGGCCGUCUUCUGGUGCAGGGAGCGGCUAUGCUAUUGGCAGGGAUAUGAUGGUUCCUAUCGGAGAAAAGGCAGAAGCCCUGCCGGGGUAUUGUGGCUGGAGUGGGUGAACUGGGCGAGCUACCAGUGA